AUGGCUACCACCCCAAAGCAAGACAAAUCGGGCUGGGAAUCCAGGGAUAUUGCCAAAGCAUACUCAUCAGCAGAGGCUGUCACAGGCCCGUACGCGCAGGAUCUGCUUGACCGUACGAUCUUGCCCGACGUCGACAGCGACAAGAGACUGGUUGUCCUCGACCUAGCCUGCGGCACUGGUGUUAUAUCGGCCAAACUGAUGGACAUGAUAAGCCAGAACAAGAGCAAUAACAGCGGCGAUGGAGAAAACGUGAAGGACACACCCCCCAUGACGAGACCGACCCUGAGCCUGACGUGCACCGACUUCUCCGACGCAAUGAUCGAUGCCGUCACCCUCCGCAUCAAGAAUUGUGGGUGGCCAAACACCAAAGCCAUCAAAUCUGACGCCAUGGACACCAAGCUUCCUAGUGCCGAGUACACGCAUGUGCUGAUGAACUUUGGCCCGUUUGUCUUGCCGGACUGGCUGGCCGGGCUUCGUGAAAUGCACCGCAUGCUGCAGCCCGGUGGGAUAUUGGGCUUCUCGUCGUGGAAGAAGGUCGGGUGGUAUGCCGACGUACGUGCCGCAUUGGAAACGGACCCCGAGCUCCCCGCUAUCACGCUCAACGAAGGCAUGCGCGGUCUAAUGACUCCCGACGGACAUUGGGAUGAUGAGGAGUGGGUCAAGCUGACAGUCCAAAAGGCCGGAUUCGAGGAUGUUACCGUGGAAGCCAACCCAUAUACAGGCACGAUGGGUAAUGUUGACGAGUUCUUGGUCCUCAUGGGAGGCGUGCUGGGCUUUGUCACCAAGGCUUGGACCAAGGAACAGCAGGACAGAUAUUUCGACCGAGCAAAGGCCGUCGUCGAGAAAUACCUGAGACAUAAGUACAACGAUGGCGGGAUCAGAUGGAACUGGGUUGCUAUCCUCACCACAGCGAAGAAGCCAACAUGA
Capronia epimyces CBS 606.96 is the source of this 927-nucleotide messenger RNA. RefSeq lists its product as uncharacterized. The record is from RefSeq and is a predicted model, not a curated record. The transcript has a single exon. Gene Ontology annotation, molecular function: methyltransferase activity. Lineage: Eukaryota; Fungi; Ascomycota; Eurotiomycetes; Chaetothyriales; Herpotrichiellaceae. The coding region runs from base 1 to 927 and encodes 308 amino acids.